CCAAUUUCCAUUUCCUUCCCCAAUCAUUUACUUGGCAAUCGGGAGUUAUAUUUCCCCAUUCCUCUCCCUCUAACCCCAUGUGGGGUCUGCCUCUUAACCAUAGAUUAGAACCAGGGUUUAAAAAACAUAAGUGGUUAAGAAGCACAACCACAUAACCCAGAUUUCUAUUAUCAACAGUCAUCCCCCUCAACACCCGUCAUCUCCUUCUUCCCCCUUCUCUUCCCCCUUCCUCUUCUUCUUAGCUUCGCAACUUCCAUUACUUCAAUUUCCGCGGAUAUCACGAUAUUGCCUCUCCCACCAACUGUCACAUAGAUUCCUAACCUCCACAAAAGCCUAACCCUAAUCACCCCUUAAACCCAAGGAUUGAUUUUCCUUUUCAUGACCCUAGAUGUUUGAGCCAUGGACUUGAGCUCCGCACCGGUCACCAACAUCGCCGCCUCCAAUUCUACCGCUGCGAAAUCUCCGGAACCUGACACUGAAAUUCCGACCCGGAUCCAACCCGCCCCCUCCAAGUCCUUCUUCUCCAACGGCGUCCUCAAGCGCCACCAUGCACACCACAAACAGCCCGUUGCGGCCAUCUACAAAGAAUGCUUGAAAAACCAUGCAGCCAGCUUGGGAGGCCACGCGCUCGACGGUUGUGGCGAAUUCAUGCCUUCUCCUAACGCCAAUUCUGCCGACCCCAGCUCCAUCAAAUGCGCCGCCUGCGGUUGUCACCGCAAUUUCCAUCGCCGCGAACCCGAGGAGCCCACUGCGACCCACGUUAUCGAGUUUCAGCCCCACCAUCGGCACCACCCUCCGCCACCCCCGCCGUUUCAGGCUCCGAAUCGGAGCCCCAAUUCAGCUUCCCCGCCCCCGAUCUCUUCUUCCUACUAUCCCUCUGCACCCCACAUGCUCCUGGCUCUCUCCGCCGGUUUAUCGGCCCAUCCGGAGAGCACGGCCGCUCCGGUGAAUGCUUUGGGGACGCCGAAUUUGAAUUCGAGGAAGCGAUUCAGGACCAAGUUCACGCAAGAACAGAAGGAUAAAAUGUACCAGUUCGCUGAGAGAGUGGGGUGGAAGAUGCAGAAGAGAGACGACGAAUUGGUGCAAGAGUUCUGCCACGAGGUCGGGGUGGAUAGAGGUGUUUUGAAGGUUUGGAUGCAUAAUAAUAAGAAUACUUUUGGGAAGAAAGAUGCGACGAAUGGGAAUAGAAAUGCUCUCGAGCUAGACGAGAACAACAAUCACAACCAUGAAAUCGACGCCAACAAUAACAACAACGGCAGCGCCCAGGGUCCAAAUCAUCACUACCAGAACGAUAGUGGGGCGAACGCCGGUGCUAAUGGGUCGUCUUCAUCUUCUUAAACUUGGGUGGAGAAUAAGAAGGAAAAUAAUAUAUUAGUUAAGAGUAAGCUGGUGCCAGUUAAUUAGUCGUUUCUUUCUCUUUUUUCUUUUUUUUUCCCUAGCUUUUAUUAAUGAGAUUAUGAAUCACCUCAAGGAUAAUUAACAUGAGUGAGAUCUAUAUCCCGAGGGAAUUUAUUUUCUGGGUUUCUAUUAUUUUGCUGCUCAUCAAAUGCUUCCUAUGAAAAUCGGUAGAUUUUAGUUCUGACUUUCGACCCCUUUGCACGUUCUUGCCCAGUUUUGGGUGGGGUUUGCUUGGGGGGCUUUUGGACACUGAACUUAGGAGUUCUUUCUCAUUUCUUCUUGUAGUACUGUUCUAGUGGGAAAAAAUAGAGAAUCUGAUAAUCUUAUACGUAUCC
Prosopis cineraria is the source of this 1733-nucleotide messenger RNA. Its product is annotated as zinc-finger homeodomain protein 10. Gene Ontology annotation, cellular component: nucleus. Bases 400 to 1338 code for a protein of 312 amino acids. Gene Ontology annotation, biological process: regulation of DNA-templated transcription; regulation of developmental process. The transcript has a single exon. Lineage: Eukaryota; Viridiplantae; Streptophyta; Magnoliopsida; Fabales; Fabaceae. Gene Ontology annotation, molecular function: DNA-binding transcription factor activity; transcription cis-regulatory region binding. The record is from RefSeq and is a predicted model, not a curated record.